This is a messenger RNA of Lecanosticta acicola, 1854 nucleotides long. The record is from the annotation of a GenBank genome assembly. NCBI's taxonomy places the organism in Eukaryota, Fungi, Ascomycota, Dothideomycetes, Mycosphaerellales, Mycosphaerellaceae.
AUGGGCUUACUAAAGCACUUCCGCUCCAAGUCGCGAUUGAAGGAGAACAGCCCGCAACCCACCAGAAGCCAGCCGUUUCAAUCCACGUCGCGGUACGGACGCGCAGGACCUGACCACACACAGCGACUGCCCGAGAAAGUCCUCGAGAACAUCUUCUCCUACGUCUGUCCGCACACGCAAGACGUCUCCUACGAAACAUGCGAGGACUCGCAGAUCGGCGAUGGGUGCAUGCUCUGCGACCUGCGUGAUCUCGCCAAGUCGGCGCAGACGUGCAGGAAGUGGUACGCGACCGCCCAAUCGAUGCUGUACGGAAGCGUGCGCAUAGAUGCGGUGCACUACUGCGAGUUGGAAGAGAUACUGGGCGAGCAGCGGAGGAAGAAGAACAAACAUUUCAGGAACAAGAGCAAUGUGGAGCCUGUGGAGGUGCCGAACAUCAGAUUGUCAUUGCUGUGCAGGACAGUGAGGGAGCAGCCGAACCUGGCAGCGCAGACGCUCUUUCUGAAGCUGCCUUUCAUGACACGAGAGACGGCCAAAGCCGAGUUGGCGCGUACAGUGGCCGCACUCCCCAAUUUGAGAUACGUGGACCUUCCGGAUGGAUUUUAUACUGGAGAUCCGAGCUGCAUGGCUUUGAGACAGGAACUACAGGUCCAGUGCCCGGAUAUUCGGAAGAUGAUUUACAGGAGCGGAUCCGAGGACGCGCUAGAAUUGCUAGCACAGAGACACUGGCAGGCCAUUGAGAUGUUGGACCUAUCUGGCCUCUCGGUGGAGCCGGCGACGCUGAGGAUAGUGCUUGGCAGUUUACCGACUCUUCACGAAUUGACGCUCUCAGAUAUGCCAUGGAUGGACGAUACGAUAUUCCAGCCAGCACCUGGUCAACUUCCUGACUUUCCGCCAUUACAGAUGCUCAAGUUGAAGAAUCUACCUGGAGUAACAGCCCAGGGACUGAACACCUGGCUGCACGCACCCCACGUUCGCGAAGUGCUGUACUCGCUGAGCUUGGAAGCGACUGGUGUGACUGUCCAGGACUUAUCGACAGUACUUUGGAAUGCUAGCUCCAUUCAGCACCUGUCGAUUGUUGAAACUGUCACCAGAUCCCUUUCUUUAGCAGCACAGCAAGUGGCUCCGCUUGCUUCGAUCUCGUUGAAGACUCUACACUUUGAGGUCACGAGUAGCGAGGAAGUCCAGGGUCUGCAGAAGCCUGCAGAGUCAUACUACUCGUAUUUGGCUUCAUCACUCCACCAGAAUGCAUUACCUGCCUUGACCACACUAUUCGUCCGUGAACCGAGUUUCCCGGAGCUGCUUAUCCUCCCACCCUUCUCGGCGCCCUUCGCAGCCAAUGGCUCAGAGCGUGGUUCGUUGAGGAGCAAGCCCAGCAACCUCAGCACCCUCUCGUCAGGACCACGGGCACCACCGGGCGGCGGCUUCAAUCAGACUCUGGAGGUGUUCGCGAAGGGUAUUGAUGAAUUGGAAUGGGUCUUCACGGCGAUUUCGCCAAAUCUGGGUGGCAGAGACAACCGUAGCAGCAUCGUGUCAGGAGGUCGACCACUCAGCGCGUACAGCGCCUCACGUGGACUUGGACCGCAGUGGGCACAAGGUGGCUUUGGUGGUGAAGCGCGCAAAUCUGUCAUCGUGGGCAACGGCUUUGGUGGCUUCCUUGCUGUUCCGCAGGAGGAAGUGCCGCGACCAAUGACCUCGGAUGGUGGCGCAAGUAACGCUCGCUGGAGCAGCUUUGGAAGUGCACACACGAGCAACAGCAACAGCACCGACCACAGCACCUUCCUGCGGCCGCCGCCCAGCAUUGGAGGAGAUUCAACGCACAACCGAAGAGGUAGCAGACACGACCUGUGGCGAUAG